Molecule: messenger RNA, 3059 nt
Organism: Rotaria sp. Silwood1
Lineage: Eukaryota; Metazoa; Rotifera; Eurotatoria; Philodinida; Philodinidae
Source: the annotation of a GenBank genome assembly
AUGAUUAUCCCUGUUCAACCUACGAAACCAUUCUCUAAAUUUUCUCCAGAUGAAACAUAUUCCGUUUCUUCACUUCAUGAAAAUCCUCGUGUAGGCAAUGGUCUUAUCUCACCAAGUAAAUCACUUUUUAUUGAAAUCUCAAAUUUUUCUCAUGAUUCUACCGAGGUUCAUCCUCAACAAAAACUAGCCGUUAUGGAACUAUUGACUGAACAUCAAUUGAAUAGCUUAUCAAGAUUAUCUCAUACACCUCAUCCUAUUGAAGAAGAACAAAUAUGUCUCCCUGAUUUAUCCUAUUCUGACUUAAACGAUAUUCAAAAAGCUAAACUAGUUACACUUAUUAAACAAUAUCCACAAGUUUUCACCGAGAAACUUGGUCGGACUCAUCUUGUUAAACACAUAAUCGAACUUCAACCAGGAAUACAAUCCGCAAACACUCAACCAUAUCGUCUCCCCCCAUCUAAAAAAGCUAUAGUCGAUCAACAACUAGAAGAGAUGCUCCAAGCUGGUCAUAUUACUCCUUCACAUAGUCCUUGGGCAUCUCCAAUCGUAUUAUCCCCUAAAAAAGAUGGUACACUCAGAUUUUGUGUUGAUUAUCGAAAGUUGAAUGCUAAUACAAUUUGUACAGCAUAUCCUAUGCCUCAAGUUGACGAUACCCUUGAUUCAUUCAGGAAAGCAGCGUUUAUUACUCAUCGCGGCCUCUAUGAAUUUUUAGUCAUGCCUUUUGGACUGUCUAAUGCUCCUGCCACAUUUCAGAGAUUAAUGGAUCUUAUCUUAGCUGGUAUAAAAUGGCAGUCAUGUCUUGUCUAUAUAGAUGAUAUUGUCGUAUUCUCUUCCACCUUUGAACAACAUCUUAAAGAUUUAUCCUCUGUCUUUGAUCGUCUCAAAACUGCUGGACUUACUCAUAAAGCCUCAAAAUGUGAUUUUUGUAGAAAAGAAUUAAAGUACUUAGGACAUAUUAUUACUCCUGACGGUAUUAAACCUGAUCCCGGUCUAAUCGACUCCGUGAAACUUUUUCCUCAACCUACACGAUUAAAAGACAUUCAAUCAUUUUUAGGCUUAACUGGAUACUACAGAAAAUUUAUAAAAGAUUACGCUAAAAUACGUUCUCAUCAAAAAUCUAAACGUCCACCAAAUAACAUAGAAUGGUCUGUUGAAUGUACUAUAGCCUUUGAACGAUUAAAAACUGCACUUACUCAGGCUCCUAUACUUCGAGCUCCAAAUUUUAAUGAACCUUUCAUUUUGGAAACAGAUGCCUGUGAUUAUGGUCUUGGUGCUGUCCUUACUCAAGAAUAUGAUAAUAAAAAAUUUGUUAUCGCUUACGCUAGCCGAACUCAAACAACAGCUGAGAGAAAUUAUUUUCCUACAGAAAAAGAAGCUCUAGCUAUUUAUUGGGCCACCAAACAUUUUCGGCCCUAUUUAGAAGGUACAAAAAGCUAUAUUCGAUCUGAUUGUAGGGCACUACAAUGGCUUCUUGAAACAAAAGAUUCGUCUGGACGAUUAGCUCGAUGGGCAAUAAGUCUAUCAGCAUUUAACAUUGUUAGCAUCAAAUAUAAACCAGGAAAAACAAAUACAAACUCUGAUUCAUUAUCUCGUUAUCCUCUCUCUAAUCUAGCUGUGUUAAAUGGAACAACACCUAUAUCUACACUCAAUUUUUGGGAUAAUUGUACUCUCCUCGAAAAUAUCCGAAUCGAACAAUAUAAAGACCCUCACCUUCAUAUUAUCAUUGAUAAAUUAUCAGGUCUCAGUCAUCCCUUCAUUAAUAAUCUCUAUCCCUCUUUUACUCUAAUUAACGGUAUUCUCUAUAAAUGUCGAUCUCCAUCAAAAAAUAUCUAUCAACGAUCAGUCGGACUUCCUCACUUACUCGUUAUUCCGAAAACUAUGCAACAAGAACUCCUAUCUUGGACACAUGAUCAUCCGACAGUCGGACAUAGUGGUAGAGAAAAAACUCUUUAUCGUCUCUCAAGCCGAGUCUACUGGGAUACUAUGCGAAAAGAUGUCACUCAGUAUAUUCAAAGUUGUCAGUCAUGUCAGAAAUUCAAAUAUUCUAAUCAAAUAAUGAACUCUCCAUUACAAAUGCACAUCGUUCGAGAACCAUGGCAUACUAUUGGAGUGGAUAUUAUGGGACCGUUUUCUAUUACACAACGUCAAAAACAAUACUUACUGGUCGUUGUUGACUAUUUUACUCGAUGGGUAGAACUAUUUCCUCUUAGAACAACGACUUCAUCUGAUAUCGCUAAUAUCCUAGUUAAUGAAAUUAUAUGUCGUUGGGGUUGUCCUACCUAUAUUCUUUCCGAUAAUGGUCCCCAGUUCAUUUCUGAACUAUUCACUAAUAUAUGUUCGUCCCUAGGCAUUAAAAAUAAAAAUACUUCUAAUUAUCAUCCGCAGACAAAUAUGACUGAACGAGUCAAUAGAAAUCUUAAACCAAUGUUAGCACAAUAUGCUCAAGAAAAUCCACAAUCAUGGGAUCAACAUCUAUCGAAACUUGCUUUUUCUAUUCGAACUUCAGUAAAUGAAACAACAGGUGAUACACCAGCAUAUCUCAAUUUUGGACGUGAUCCUAAAUUACCUCCACAUCUACUCCUAACCACACCGACUCAUGAUGUACCUCUACUUCCCACAUCUCUAUCCUCAAAAAUCGAAAAUUAUAAACAAGAACUUCGUCAUCAAUUACUUACAUCUCAUCAAUUUGCUCAAGAACAUAGUGAAGUACGCAAAUUUCAGCAGAAACAUCAGUAUGACAGUCAUAGUUCUAAACGUUCUUUUAAAGAAGGACAACUUGUUUGGGUUAGCAUUCCUUCAGUAUUACAACAUGGAAAACUUGAUCCUCAGUAUCAAGGUCCUUGUCGCAUCACUCAAGUUCUUACUCCCUCUUCUUUUAUUAUUCAGCGUCUCUCUGACGGAGUUAAUUUAGGAGUCGCCAACAUUGAUCGACUUAAACCAUUUUAUGAACCGAAUGAUAUUCGUGUCAACAAUACACGAAAUACACCAGAUCAAACUUUAAAUACACACCCACAACCAUUGAUGAGUAUCGAUACAAGCAAUGCUACAAAUAUGAUUCC